This is a messenger RNA of Lobosporangium transversale, 4335 nucleotides long. RefSeq names its product fungal-specific transcription factor domain-domain-containing protein. The transcript has 4 exons. Bases 132 to 4229 code for a protein of 1365 amino acids. Gene Ontology annotation, cellular component: nucleus. Gene Ontology annotation, molecular function: DNA binding; DNA-binding transcription factor activity, RNA polymerase II-specific; zinc ion binding. Gene Ontology annotation, biological process: regulation of DNA-templated transcription; DNA-templated transcription. The record is from RefSeq and is a predicted model, not a curated record. NCBI's taxonomy places the organism in Eukaryota, Fungi, Mortierellomycota, Mortierellomycetes, Mortierellales, Mortierellaceae.
CCGACCCGCAACUUGCACACACACGCACACAGACUCUCAAUACCUAAUUCCCUCUCCCGUCAUCCUCGUUGUUAAUUACCAUCUGACUAGCCUUGACAACCCUGUAUUCCUUCUCAAUAUCGCUCAUCAUUAUGACAAAACAUACUUCUACGGUUAUGGCUACUCCAGAUUCCCGUCCUGCGCGGCACAUGUCAGAAUCUGACCAUGAAGACGACCAUGACCACGAGAUGGACCAUGAAGACAAUGACAUUGAUGAUUCUCAACAAUAUCUUGGAGGCGCUAGCAGUAGUGGAUCUACUCCCAUCAAACGUAAAAGGCUCACUCAAGCAUGCGACCCUUGUCGAAAGAAAAAGAUCAAGUGCGAUGGUAUCAAGCCUAGUUGUGCCAACUGCGCGAAACUCGACAUCCAUUGCACAUAUCUACCCUCAAUGAAAAAGCGCGGUCCACGUCAAGGAUACAUCGAAUUGCUCGAGAAGAGACUCGAUAAGAUGGAAAAGAUGUUACAACAUGGUCCUGCCGUUAUCGAUACAGAUUUCAUAGAUUCAAAUAUCUCCAAUCGCCGGCGAGGAUCUCUCUCAGAUGGUGAUAGUGAGACUACUGAGACAUCCUGUAGUCGACAAGAGUUAUCUGAUCCAAGCCAACAUACCAAACUACGACCAGAUCAAAGCCCUCUGACCAGGACAAAGAGACCUAUCUACGGUAUCAAGGAUGAGGUCCCACGUAAAGACAUCCUCGAUCAUCUUAUUCAGCUCUUCUUCGAUUCAGUUUACUACCAAUUCCCCGUCAUUCACCCUGGAUCAUUCAUGAAGCAAUAUCGCGAGGGCAAAGUCUCACCCAAUCUACUCAAUGCGCUCUGUGCGGGCGUCGCUCGAUUCUCGAAUCACCCCGAUGUUGUUACCACCCCAUCAUUUCUGGCUGGCGAGCCUUUCGCCACUAAUGUUAGAGCAUCAUUGAUUGAUUCUGUGGAUGUACCUACAGUCUCAAAUGUUCAAGCGCUGCUAUUCUUAUCCAUGUUUGAAUAUGGGGCUGCCAGAGGCCCGAGAGCAUGGAUGUUUGGUGGCAUGGCUAUCCGCAUGGCGCAGGAACUCGGCUUGAAUCGUGAGGACAGUAGUCCGGUGUUUAACCUCAAGGGUGAUUGGGUACUGCGCGAAACAAGAAGGAGGACCUUUUGGGCCUGCUUCAUUAUGGAUGUGCUUGCAUCAUCAUCAUCGGGUCGACCAAGGAUGAUCGAUGAGCGGGAUUGCGAGGUACUGUUGCCAAGUGAAGACAAUGCCUGGCAUGAAGCUCGACCUGUCGUUACAGAGAUGUUGGAGGAGGAGAAUGAUUCCGAGGGACUUUCCUCAGUGAAACAUGAGACAGAUGCAGAUGAUACAGGCUCAAAUAAUGCACCAGAUUCUUGGCCUGGGACAUCAACUAAAAAGAAUGGCUCUAGCAGUGCCCAACCAUCAAAAGAAGACGAAGCAAGUCAAAAAUGCCAUAGUCUGAGCUCGUUUGCAUAUCUGAUUCGUAUCCUUGCAAUACUCGGUAAAGUCUCACAAUACGUGAAUCGCCCGCGAACUAAAAAGUCAAUUCCACCAAACGAGCCAGGAUCUGAAUUCGCCAUUAUCGAUGCUGCUCUGGCUGCAUGGCUCCAGUCAGUUCCAUCUCAAUUUGGCUAUUCACCGGAUAACACCAGGAUGCUGAAGGAUAGAGGCGAAGGGUGUAUCAUCAUCUUUAUGCAUGUCGUGUACCAUACUUCUGUAGUUUUACUUCACCGACCUAUCCUUGCUGCUGACAAAGCUAGUUUUCCUAUGGACCCCGAAUUUGUCGAAAACUCUACUAAACGUUGCGCUGAAGCUGCGGCCAAAGUAUCAGAGGUACUUGAAUUUGUUACUGCACAGAAUUAUCCUCCACGGAUCUAUAUCUCGUCGUUUUUCGCCUAUCCCGUCUUCACUACUGCCACAAUUCAUAUCACGAAUGCUUUUGCAUCCGAUCCUGCCAUUGCAGCAAAAGCUCGACGUAACCUUAGCAUCCAUGUUAAGAUUUUGCAGACCAUGAAGACAUAUUGGGCCAUGGCUGACAAAUUUUUCUACAUCAUUCGUGAUCUAUACUCCAUUCAAUCCAAAAUAAGUUCAUCUGCUAAUGGUGGCAUAAUUGUACCACAAGUCGUGUCUCACAAUCCGUAUAGCUCUAGCCGCAAUUAUGCAGCAGAUAGUGAAGUUAAUCCGACGAAGAACAAAGAAGCCUCUCGGACCCGUGGCAAAAAUGGCAAAAAUGACGAGUCUAGUCGUGCUGGGUUAGAGGGUGAUUCACCCGCGCCGCGCAUGGUGGUCAACAGUAAGCUGGCCUCUAUUAGCUCCUUCUUGAAAAGUGAUUCCGGAUUGAUUGCGCUCUGGCGUCGCGCAACUGAGAUGCAGGUUAUUGACGAAGCGAAUCAACAAAAGCGGCGAAUCUUAGCCACAGAGGAUACCAAUAAAAACCAGUCUAGUACUUCGCAAAUUGACAAUACAAAAGAUCAAGAGGAAAAAGAACAAAAGGAGCGCCUUCAACGCAUGAACCAGCUCGAGAUACAAGAGAUUAAUCAAGAAUUCGAGCGACAGCGAAAGGCAAAGAUGUUGGAGGAACAACAGCAGCAGGUACUUAGUAACAAGGAUUGUGAGACCUCGGAGUCUCAAUUAGUAGAGAAGCGGCAGGCUGAAGACAACGAGCCUUCACAUCUUCGAGCUUCUAAGCAGGCCAGAGUUACUAAGACUCUAGUCGCAACCGCAACCGUAGCCACAGCUCCGCAGCCAUCACAUGCUCCAAACCAAACACCUCUCUCAAACUUAUCUUCCGUUGGAUCCCUUGACGGCAGUGCUAAUCCUACAUGGUCUCCAGGGCUUGAGCAAAGUCCAGCACAACCCAUGACUCCGCUAAAAUCGAACUCUAAUAGUAACAUGACAUACCGACACACCGUGCUUCAGGGGCCAGAUCAGCUUCAACAGUUUCAAGGACGGGAAGGCUACAUCAUGCAGCCAUUGCUGGUUCAGACAAGCGUACCGUCUUUAGCCUCGGCUGCUAAAUCCGAUAUGAAUCAACACUUGUUGAACGUAUAUACGCAACAGCAUCAACAGCAAGAGGCUUUAUCCCAAGCCAUUGAUAUGAGACAAAAUGCCAACAUCCAAAAGCAACAGCAGCGACUCCAGCAACAGCGGCAGCAGGCUCCAGUAUCAUCGUCUUUAGCAUUUGGGCCGCCUGGAGGCUUAAACACCUCACUCAUUCCCUCAGUAUCGGCAUCGGUCCAACAGCAGCAAAUGGCCCAAUACCAACCUCAACACCAGCAUCAACAACGGCAUCAACAUCAACAUCAUCAACAACCAGGAAUGGCCCCUGGGUCAGGGUUUGGCCCCCCAUUGGUGUAUGGUAGCAGCUACAGCCAUAACCAGUCUUCAAGGGCGCAAGCAGAGAUGGCAGAUUCAAUCUUUGACUUUGCUAUGCCUCUGGGUGAUUUGAACUUUUUGUCAAGUUCAUUCCAAAUGACUCCUAUGAUGAUGCACCAAAACUCUAUCAAUAAUAACAGCAGUGUCAGCAGUAGUGCUGCUAUAGGGGUCAGUACGUCAUUAUCGACUAUACCUUUACGCUCUGCACACGGACCACUGACAGCAGAUACGAACUCUUCACCGUCUGCACCCAGUCCUGUAGGCUCAACGACCUCAUCCUCAGCGGCAUCCAUGCUUAUGCCAGGUCCUGAGCCAAGUACGGAUCUUUCGCCUGUUAGGGGUCGCGCUGCAUCCGAUUCUAAGAGCCCGCCGACUUCUACUCAAAACAAUAUAUCACCAGGACUUCAUUCGUUCAUGAUGUCGGACGAGGCGUUCUCUGAUAUGCAGUCAACUCCGGAUUCGCUGGUUCGAUAUCUAAACAUUCACCAUGAGCAGCUGCGCCAAGAAAUGCAGCUACAGCAACAGGAUAUUCAUCCUGUUCUGAACCAGCAAAACUCGCUCAUCUAUGAUGACUAUUUUCAUUUGAGUCAACUCUUGCCUAAUACAGCAAAUUUAACGCAGCAAGGGCAGUUGGCGGCAUUGCAUCAUUUACAAACACAGCAACACCAACAGCUGCUCCAGCAACAACAGCAGCAAGCUCGGCAAAAGCAACUUCAGCCGCUCCAGCAGCAGCAGCAACAACAACAGCCUAUGACGACUAUGAGAAUGGAGAUGGAUACUUCAAUUGUUGGUCGUCCCUCUGUUCAUACAUCUAUUCCCUCAUUCCAAUAGACAACUCUGCAUAACUUCUAUAUGCCUCACGUAUAUCUGUACCAUAAGCCAUUCCAUUGUUGAAGCACUAAACCACUUGUAUUAUCAUUUAUACACUGAUAUCAGU